Messenger RNA from Vespula pensylvanica (western yellowjacket), 2331 nucleotides. RefSeq lists its product as uncharacterized. The transcript has 5 exons. The record is from RefSeq and is a predicted model, not a curated record. Bases 338 to 1246 code for a protein of 302 amino acids. Lineage: Eukaryota; Metazoa; Arthropoda; Insecta; Hymenoptera; Vespidae.
AAUGUCGGUAAGGUUAAUAUAUUUGUCAUUAUUAACGUUAUUAUUAAUGGAAAGCUGAUAGAAGUGCGUUUUAAUUCUCAAAGUUGUUAUUUGAGAAUCUCAAGAUUUACGACGUAGUUUCAAUAAAACAUCGAUAAUUGAAGUGUUAUUUAAGACAUUUUUUUUCUUUAAUUCAAAUAUUUCCGACUAACGUGAAUUCGUUUUUAGAUUGAUUAUUCAUAUUCUUCCGGAAAUUAUCGCAUCUCCUAUACUAGGCACAGAUAAUUCGAUAUCUAUUAUUGUUUCUAAUGAGUUUUUAGAAACUGGUAAAUUGCAGAAAACUUUACGAACUUUAAACAUGUUGUUUAAGACUCCACAACCAGUAACGGUGGAAGGUUAUAUAGUUUGUCUUAAUUAUACGAUAGAAUGCAAAUUAUCUCCAAAAUGGAAUAAAGUUGGACAAUAUUAUAUUCAAGGCAAACAUUUUUAUACAUCUAUGCAAGAAAUGAAUGCAUUAAAACUGCAGAUUUCUAUAAAUGAUGAUAUGCGUAAAACAAUACCUGAAAUAUGUGGCAAAAGAUUACAAAUAUUGUCGCAUCAAAAACAAAAUAUACAAUUUUUUUCGUUAAAUGAAUAUACAUCAAGUCUUCAGAAUAAGCUGUCGUCACCAGGAGAUAAAAAGUCGAGCACAUUUCUUUCAGAUGUGAAAAAUAUUGAAAAAAUACCAAAAUCAGAGUUUUUAUCAAAAUACGAACAUUGGUUAUUAACGGAUACUAAUAAAUCAACGAGUCAAAAUUUAAAACCAACUACACAUUUAUCUGAAAUUGAAAAAAUUCAUACUACAAGUAUACCAAUUGCAGUUAAUAAUAGAAAAACUGUUCUUAAUGAUCUUAGAAUAGAUAAAAUAAACAGUAAUUUAUUAAAUUAUGAUGGAACACUUGCAACAUCUUUAAAUUGUGUACAGGAUACAAAGAAAACAUUUCAAUCUUUUGAGACUAAUAUAGAAUCAAUGCAUUCAAUGCAACUAAAUACACAUAUCAAUUCAAGAGUAAAACAAAAAUUUUUGAAUAUAAGGAAUGAUAAAAAAAUGAAUCAAGAUGUAGAUAUAGAAAUGUUGGCAAAGCUUAACCAAUUAGAUCAAGUAAAAUGUUCUGUUUUAAGUGAUUGGCUACAGAAACAUUCAAUUCCGCAUAAAUUAAAAGAAAAGAAAGCUCAGUUAAUAUUAAAAGUAAUAAAACAUAUAAAAAAGAGAAAAACUUGCAACUAGAAUAGCAAAAAAUUAACAAACACAUUUUAAGUGCAUACAAUUUCAUACAUGUUAAAAGUCUUAUAUAUAAAUGAUAGCUUUUGUUUACUUUAGAUUUAUAAAAAAUAAUAGAUAAUUAAUUUUAUAUAAAAUAUCAUAAAAACAAAUGUGUUACGAAAUAUUUCUAUGAUAUUACAUUUCAAUACUUUGAUAUGUUUUUAUAGCUGUUAAUAUAGAUAUCCUUUCAGCUUCUUCUUUUAUUCCAAUUUCUUGUAAAUCAUUGUCAGAAAGCAUUAGAAUAAGAUCCAUGUCUAUCUAUAUAAAAAAGAAUAUUUUUAUUAUCACUUAAGUAUUUUCAACAGUUAUAAAUUACUUACUUCUUCUUUAAGGAAUGUAGACAUGUGAUGACAUAAACCAUAGCGUUUUAAAAAAACAAUCAUUUUAGUUUGUUGUGAAUUUAGAACCAUUCCUCUUGGUGGAGUUCUGUAACGUGGAGGUGUAGGUGUUUUGUCACCAGAUACAUUUUCAUCAUUAAUAUAUUCAGGGACAUUUGGUGACCGUGUAGGACUAAAUUCCGGUAUAAAUUCAAGGGUAGUAUUAUGAUCAUUUUGAACAGAUGUGAGGUCUAAGUCUGCUGGUCGUAUAGACUGUAAUCUUUGAAGGAAUUAUUAUUUAUUAUCAUCCUUGAAAAAAAUAUUACUAUUUUAAAUAUAAUUGAUUUAUUGUACCUUUUAAGCAUUACAGUAGGUGAAUGUUUUGAAUCUUUUGUAGAUGUAGAGAAUUCUAGCAAUUUAUUAUAUUCUGCUUCAGUUUCUGUCAUAAAUGGAUUUUUUUCAUCAUUUUCUUUAAUGGUGGCUAAAUUUGUACAAUUUUUCACAAAAUAUAUAUUUGGAGAAGUAGGAAAUUCUGUGUUAGAAAUGUCUAUGAAAGUAGGUGAUAUUAGACUUGGUUCUGAUGUAGCUGCAGAUAACAAGUUAAUACUAAGACAUUCUAAAUGUUUUUCUUUGUAAUUACUCUCCAGAGUUUUCAUUAAAUUAGAUUGAUUACUUGUAUCAGUAUGAUAUGUACCAAUAUUUAUUAAAGGGAUAUUAUUAUUAUUAUUAUUA